Molecule: messenger RNA, 1885 nt
Organism: Vollenhovia emeryi
Lineage: Eukaryota; Metazoa; Arthropoda; Insecta; Hymenoptera; Formicidae
Gene: Rad17
Product: cell cycle checkpoint protein RAD17
Exons: 9
Coding region: 341-1726 (461 amino acids)
Biological process (GO): mitotic DNA replication checkpoint signaling; DNA damage checkpoint signaling; DNA repair
Molecular function (GO): chromatin binding
Source: RefSeq, a predicted model, not a curated record
GCGUUGGACUGAUGUGAGAGAAAACCAAGUUCCGAAGUGCAACAAAUGCAAGCAGCGCGAACGGAUCUCUUGGGUUUGGACACUAUUAAAAAAGAAGAAGAAGAAGGACCUCUUGAGUGCUCAACAACGCAAAGUCAAAGAACUUAGCUUCUUCAGUUCGUGUUUAGAAACGAAGAAACUGUGGAAAAACAGACUGACGUUCCUAUUUCUUGCUGUGUACGCCGAGGGAUAUUCAAACGGGGGAAGAGUGGAACGCGAGGCGGACGCGAAGCGAUCGGCUUUCAAAUUUGUUGAAGCAUAAAUAUUAUGACUGUAAUAUAGAUAAGUUAUAUAAACAACCAUGGUUGAGCGAAAGAAGAGCAACGCUUGGUGCGUUUCGUCAUUCGACUGCGAGCCUGCAAACAAGCCGCCGCCGAAGCGCACCGGUAAAGCGGCAUCGAGCAAGGCUGUGUUCGGCGAAACGUUUGCGCAAAAUGAUCCCAAGAGGAAAAAGCGCGAGACCAGCUUGUCGAAGCUGCUCCAGGCUUGCGAGCCACGAAAGCCCGCCGAACUGGCGGUCAGCAAGCGGAAGCAGAACGAGAUCUGCGACUGGCUUCAGUCCAAGGCGUUAAGGGGACGACCCUCGAUGCUGGUCCUCGCCGGCCCUUCCGGCUGCGGCAAAACUGCAACCGUAAGGUUGCUCGCCGAGGAAAACGGUUUCAAUGUCAUAGAGUGGAUCACGCCGGUCGACCCGGCCGAGGACGAGAACAACCGAGUGAUGCGGCAAGGAGACAGAUUCGAAGACUACCUGAUACGCGCGACGCGUUAUCGCACGGUGUUGGGCGACUGUUUCAAACAACUGCUCCUCGUUAAGGACAUCCCGAAUGUCUAUCAGGAGAACUGCAGCAGCUUCUUCGUGCUCCUGGAAAAAUAUUUCCAAAUAGGAAGGGAACCCGUGAUAUUCGUCUGCACGGAGUCCGGGAAUUCCAGACUGAUGUACACACUAUUUCCACCUGACGCAAGGGUGAAACUCGGUAUUGAUCUUAUCAAUGUAAACGCUGCCACACAUAUCGCGAUGAAGAACGUGCUGACACGAGUGUCCAGCACGUUGAACUCCAUCGCCGGCGACAUGCUACAAGUGUCUCAGCGACACAUUGACGAGAUACUGUCCAACAGCAUCGGCGACGUACGCAGCGCAGUACUAAAUCUAAUUUUCGUCUCUCUCAAAGUGCCCCAGCUACAACUGCGGAGCGAGUGCGGCGUGCGGGAGGAGAUCUUGGGUCUGCUACACGGCAUCGGGAGAGUCACGAAUCCGAGAAGAAAGUGGCACGGCAACUCCUACAAGUUCGUACACGAUCCCGAGGAAAUAGCGGCGUUCUUCCAGUCGCAGUCGGUGGUGUUCGUCCAAUUUCUCCAGGAAAAUUAUCUGAAUACUAUGAGAACCAUGGAGGAAGCCACGGUGGCGGCUGAUAUAUUGAGCCUGGCUGAUGUUCUAAAUUCCGAAUGGCGUGAUCGCAAUUUAAGUAAAGUUGCGCUAUCGUACAGCAUCCGCGGCUUGAUGCUGACGAACGAGAAGCCUGUAACUGGCUGGAACCCAGUGAGAAAACCGCCGGAUGAUCGCAGUAACAUACGAAGGUGUUUGGCAACGGCAGAAGCGCGCUGUUACGAAGCUAUAAUUAAGCCUACUUCGAACAAGACGAAUGAAACAUUGGCCGAGGAUGAGGAGACAAUUAUCGAAGAGGAUUAAGACACAGUUGAAUUAAUUAAUGCGAAAUACUCUUUUUCAUACUUGUUCCUUCUCAUUAUAGCUUUCCUCCAAUAAAUUUCCUGCAAAAUAGAAAUGAAUUGAAGGUACUUUGUUAUAAAACUUCAUUACAUGUUUUCUUCAAUUUUCCUGCGAAAUAAA